Molecule: messenger RNA, 1606 nt
Organism: Pyrus x bretschneideri (Chinese white pear)
Lineage: Eukaryota; Viridiplantae; Streptophyta; Magnoliopsida; Rosales; Rosaceae
Product: phenolic glucoside malonyltransferase 2-like
Exons: 1
Coding region: 161-1585 (474 amino acids)
Source: RefSeq, a predicted model, not a curated record
AAAAUUUACUGUUGGAAAUCCAACAGUCCGUAAAAUGUUGCCGCUAGUGGGUUGGUGGGGAAGCCUGACCAUUGGGCUAUUUAGCAUGGUGGAGGUGCUCUUAUAGCCAUCAUGUCCUCACUUAAACUGCACACAAAAUUAAGCUUCUUUUUCAUCUCCAAUGGCAAAACCAAGCUCAGUCAAAGUAGUUGAGGUUUGCAGUGUAGCUCCGAAACCAAGUUCAGGGCCAGACUCUGCCCACCUGGAGGAUCUGUCUCUUCCUCUCACCUUUUUUGACCUCCAUUGGCUAAGGUUUCCACCUUCUCAAAGCCUUUUCUUCUACGAAAUGUCUUCAUUCAACGCAUCACAUUUCUUCGAUUCCAUACUUCCAAAGCUCAAAACCUCGCUUUCCGCCACCCUCCAACAUUUUGUACCACUAGCAGGAAACCUCACCUGGCCUUUAGACUCCCCCGAACCCUUUCUCAGUUAUCUCAAAGGCAACACAAUUAUGCUAACAAUCGCUGAGUCUGAUGCUGAUUUCCACCAUCUAAUUUCAACCAACAACUUUGACAUUGAAGUCAAAGAGUACCAUUCUCUUGUACCCCAACUGGCAAUGUCUCAUGAAAAAGUUGCGGUGCUGGCAUUGCAAAUAACCGUCUUUUCCAAGGGCGGUUUUUCGAUUGGAUCAGCUAUGCACCAUGCUGCCUCUGAUGGCUUAUCUGCACUCUUGUUUUUCAAAAUUUGGGGUCACCUAUGCAAACAUGGAGGAGGAGAAGAAGGAGUACCACCACCUUUGCCAAGUUACGAUAGAAAGGUCAUCAAUGACCCAGCGGGGCUCCAUGAAAUCUACUCAAAUGACUGGUUAAGAUUGGGUGGUCCAAACAAUAGAAGCUUACUGCCUUUGGAGGUUAAACGUCCAGGAGACUCAAUUCAAGCCACCUUCGAGUUCACGCAUGCAAAAAUCGAAACCUUAAGGCGGUUAGCGAUGAGGACUAUGAUGACAAAGAAUAAGGAGCAAGGUGAUCAUUCAAAACUAUUUCAUUUAUCAACAUUUUCGCUAACAUGCGCCUAUACAUGGGUUUGCUUAGUCAAGGCUGAGGAGACCAAAACAGAGAGAGUAUUUUUCAUCAUUCCUGUGGACUGCCGGUCACGCUUAGACCCUCCUUUACCGCCAACUUAUUUCGGGAACUGCAUCGCAGGACAUCUAGCAGUUGCGGAAACAAAAGACCUAUUGGGAGAAGAUGGGAUGCUUGUGGCCUUGAAAGCAAUUCGCGACGUGAUAAAAAGUUUGGACAAGACCCUUUUGGAGGGGGCAGAGACUUGGGUAUCAAGAAUGUUCAAUACACUGCAGCCUAAUGCCGACAGAAUAAUUCCCGCUGAUGGUUCACCCCGGUUUGAGUUUUAUGAUGCAGCUGAUUUCGGAUGGGAAAGACCAACAAAGCACGAGUUAGUUUCGAUAGAUAAGACAGGGACAAUGUCUUUUCAAGAAAGCAAGAAUGGUGAUGGUGGAGUUGAGGCCGGGUUGGUUUUGAAAAAACAUUACAUGGAGGCUUUCGCUUCUCUAUUUGCUAAAGGCCUUGAAGAAAAUUUAACCCACAUGCAGUAGCAUACUACUAAAGUUUGUUUC